AAUAGGCUAGUUGAUCCGCUCAAGUAAAUUCAAUCGAGCACUUUGUCGGUCUAAAUUCUUAAAUCUAAAUACAUAACAAAUAGACUUCUUGCUCUUGAUUUUCAGAGGAGAAAAUUCUUCUUCAGUCAUUUUUCACCUUUUCAACAAUCGGAACCUUCUUGAAACUCAACAUCAACAUCAUUUCGCACUUUAUUUGUCCUACUUUUCAGUUGUUUUUUUGUCCAACCUUAAAAAACAUCGAUUACAACUAGCAAACAAACAGAAACCGAAAAAAUAUUUAUCUAAAUUACACUUUUAUUCUACCUUUGAAGAAAAUCUUUGAUUUAUUUCCAAUUUGGCCAAACUUGCUUUGAAAUGCAUACGGAUCCCAAGUUAGGGUUCCUGCUUUCACAAGCACAUGCUAACCCAGGCGCUUUCCCGCCAGGAGCAGCGGCUCUUUUCGCCGCCAACCCCAUGAUUGCCAACCACCCGCAACUACUUCACCAACUAUCGGCACAACUUGCUGCUCAGAUGAACAGUGCCGCGGGAGGACCCGGUGGCGUGCCAGGAGGCUCAAUGCACCCAGCUGGAGCUCCGAUACCUCACCCCGCUCUCAUGGGUUUCAAUCCGGAACAGGUUGCCCAAGUUUGCGACACUCUGGAAGAAAGCGGAGAUUUCGACCGACUUUCAAGAUUUCUCUGGUCAUUGCCUCCCCAUCUGUUGGAAUCAACAAUGAAAAACGAGUCAAUUCUCAAGGCAAGAGCAACAGUGUAUUUCCAUAACGGGCAAUUCAGAGAUCUCUACGUUCUGCUUGAAAACAACCGGUUCAAAAAAGACUACCAUCCAAAACUUCAGGCAAUGUGGCUAGAAGCUCAUUAUCAAGAAGCUGAGAGGCUGCGAGGGCGACCUCUGGGACCCGUUGACAAAUACCGAGUUCGGAAGAAGUACCCUCUCCCAAGGACCAUUUGGGACGGAGAGCAAAAAACUCACUGUUUCAAAGAGAGGACUCGCGGUUUGUUGCGAGAGUACUACUUGACAGAUCCGUACCCGAACCCAAACAAAAAGAAGGAGCUAGCCCAACUGACAGGACUGACUCCCACACAAGUCGGAAACUGGUUCAAAAACAGAAGACAGAGGGAUCGAGCUGCAGCUGCUAAAAAUAGAGGCACAGCGUUGAACAACUUCAACUCAUCUGACAAUGAAGGUUCAUACGACAAAAUCCGAUCUCUCGAAAUUGACAUUAACGACGAUGAUGACGAUGACGACAUUGACUUGGACGUCAGCGUUUCAGAUUCUGACGACGAGGACCGAGAAAACUCAGCCGAGACGAAAAAAUCGACAAGUAUGUCCCCUGAACUAACUUCAAAGUCAAAACUUGACGACUCGAAAUCAGUAAAAUCCGAACCUUGUGAUCUCUCCGUUGGCGCCGAGCACACCACAGACUCCGGCUCUGCUUUGAAAGUGAAGUCGGAAAAUUGCAGUCCCAUAGCAUCUACAACUUCGGAAGUCAGCCCGAAUCACUCCACGAAAAGUGGGUCAAGCUCGUCAUUCGUAUCACCGACCCAUCCCGGAAACCUUUCCGGAUUAUCUCAAGCGUUCGCAGCCCAAAAUGAAAACCUAAAACGAGAGCUGUUUUCACUUUAUUCCGCACAUUUGAAUUCCCAAAAUUCAGGAAUGCAGUCAAACUUUCCAGGGCUACACUCAUCGGCGAGUCCGAUGCACUUGGCGAAUUUGCCGCCUUCAAGUUUGGGUUCCGCAGCGGCGCAUCAGCAGCGCUUGCUAGUGCCACCGGCACAGUUUUUUCUUCAAGCCCAACUCGCAGCUGCUGGUCGGCUUAGUUCUUCACACACCGCAGGUGUAGUGCCACACUCGUUUUUGAACCCAGCUUCUCAAUCACUAAUGAGGACGAAUCAGUUUUUGCUGAGUUCGGCUCUGAACUCGAGCCAACAAAUCAAACCGACGACCUCAACCGGGGCACUAAACACUACAUCAUCAGUUUCCAAUUCGCCCGUAAGUUCGGCAACAAUUGCUACAAGUUUGGUGGCAACAUCGGCGACAACAAAUAGCCCGACAAAGUCCACAGUAUUUUCACCAGUCCGCCUGUGCAAUAUAAAGGACUCAAAAUGAAGUCGAGCACCUGAAAUUCUAGAAUUCUAAUUGACCCGAGUUUGAAAAACUUAGAAAAAACUUGCUACAAUUUAUUAUCUGUUUUACUCUCCUUGUAUUAUUUAUAUGAAACCUGAAACGUUUUUUCUGAAAAAAGUUCAGAAAUUUUGUUGUAAAGGUUUUUUUGAAAUUAAUUUACACGAAUUUGGUGCCAAAUAAAUGUACAUAGCAAUAAUUUUAUUUGUAUCCCGUCGAUUUUUGUUGAUAGAUUUAGUCUGAAUUAAUAUCAGAG
This is a messenger RNA of Symsagittifera roscoffensis, 2377 nucleotides long. Its product is annotated as homeobox protein SIX4-like. Gene Ontology annotation, molecular function: DNA-binding transcription factor activity, RNA polymerase II-specific; RNA polymerase II cis-regulatory region sequence-specific DNA binding. Gene Ontology annotation, biological process: regulation of transcription by RNA polymerase II. The transcript has 2 exons. The coding region runs from base 355 to 2106 and encodes 583 amino acids. NCBI's taxonomy places the organism in Eukaryota, Metazoa, Xenacoelomorpha, Acoela, Convolutidae. Gene Ontology annotation, cellular component: transcription regulator complex; nucleus. The record is from RefSeq and is a predicted model, not a curated record.